Molecule: messenger RNA, 1959 nt
Organism: Sugiyamaella lignohabitans
Lineage: Eukaryota; Fungi; Ascomycota; Dipodascomycetes; Dipodascales; Trichomonascaceae
Gene: SAP190
Product: Sap190p
Exons: 1
Coding region: 1-1959 (652 amino acids)
Cellular component (GO): cytosol; nucleus
Molecular function (GO): protein phosphatase regulator activity; protein phosphatase binding
Source: RefSeq, a predicted model, not a curated record
AUGUUGUAUGGAGGCUCGGGACUGGGAACUGGAGUAGGUGUGAUUAUAGAGAUUAUUCGUAAGAACAACUCGGACUACGAUUUGGUGCCUGUGUUGCUUAUUACGCUCGAGUCGCAUCCUCCCGGGCCUCGCGAUCCCAUUUAUUUGGGCACGCUUGUUAAGUUGUUUGCCGAGAGCAUUCCCAAGUUCCAGGCGAUUCUUGCUCGUGAGCAUAAGGAGCAGUUUGAGACGCCUUUUGGCAAGAUCGAGCCUCUUGGUUUUGAACGAUUCAAGAUUUGCGAACUUUUUGCUGAAUUGCUUCACUGUAGUAAUAUGAGUCUUCUCAACGAUCCGGCCGGUGAGGGCAUUAUCAAAACGAGAGAUGAAGAGAGAGAGCGGGUCAAGAAGAUCAUUGCUCGUGCUCGUGGCGAGAUAGAAAGUGUUGGCCAGGACGACGAGCUUGUUGAUGAGUUGAGAACCGAGAAGUCUGUUGAUAGUGAAGAUGCUGAAAAGGAUAAGGAUGUUGAACUUACUGAAGCAGACGAAUCUGACAAGACUGAACUGACCGAUUCUGUAGCUGCUAGUGGUCUGGAUAAGCAAGAAGGUGCUACUGGUAAGCCGGCUGGCGGUACUGAUAGAGCUAUUGAAGCAGAUAUUGGCGGGUUGAGUAUAAAGACCGAUGAUGAGAAGUUGGCAGGAAUUGCUAAUGGACUUCGUUCUGAUGACGACGAGUCCGAGUCUGGCGGUGGUACUGAUUAUCAAUCUGCUAUCAGCGAAGAUGACGAUAGCAAUGAAAAGGGUAAUAACUCAGCACUUGAUCUUGACGAGGGUGAUGAUUUGACUCUGGCCCAGUCGUUGGCUCAACAGGAGGCUACAAUUCGUAAGAAUCCCGUUGUCGGUGACCAGCUCAAGAUUGCUCUGGCUGAUAACAAGUGUAUCACGACGAUUCUGGAGAUGUUCUUCAAGUUUCCUUGGAAUAAUUUUCUCCACAACGUGGUGUUUGACAUUGUACAACAGAUUCUCAACGGACCUAUUCAAGAAGGAUACAACAAGUUUCUGGCUAUUGAUUUGUUUGGAGAAGGUCGACUGACUCAAGUUAUCUAUGAGGGCCAUGCUGCUUGUGAACAGCAUGAACGAGACCACAAGACUCGUCUUGGAUACAUGGGCCAUUUGACGCUGAUAUCUGAAGAGGUUGUCAAGUUCACUGCUUUGUAUACUGCCGAGUCAGUGUCACCAGUUGUUGCCGAGGCUGUUUCCAAGCCAGAAUGGAUCCAUUAUGUCACUCAUACACUUGUAAGGACGAGAGAGCAGUAUAACACCAUUCUUGGUGGCAAACGACCUGAUGGUAGUGAGUACGGCCAGAAUCCUAAUGCUAUAAUUCUCGGUAAUGGAGAUGACAAUGACGACAAUGACGGUGAUGUUGGUUCGGAACUUGGCGAAGAGGAGUCUCCUGGAGGAUUCCACCAACGUCACGAUGGCAAUGGAGGUGAUGAUGACGACGAUGAGGAUGAUGAUAUGGUCAGUGAGCAUCACCGUCACGGUCAUAAUGAGUUUGGAUAUCACGAUGACGAUGAGGACGAUGAAGACGAUGUCAGUGGUCAUGGUGGUGCUGGUAAUGCCAGCAAUGGCAGUCGCAAGGUCGGCGGUAGUAAUACCGGAUCGGGAUCGGUCGAUAUCGACGGCAGCGGCGACCAGUUUGCACGAUACAUGUCUCAACAAAUCAGUGGUACCGGACAUUUUGGGUCUAGUGACGAGGAUGACGAUGACGAAGAAUGGGAAAAUGACCGGUCAGAUUACCGUGGAGCCUAUUCAGCUGGCAAUAACGGCGGUUCUCGCUUCGACGGAGCCACUCAUAGCACACCUGGUGCUGGCGGGUCGACUUUGUCAUACGGUCUGUCCCCAUCUGCCGAAGAUGAGGACGACGAUGAAGAUGACGACCUCGGGCUGGUUCGCAGUCGUAGCUACAACGACAUGAAUUAA